ACCCUCGAAUAUUCAGGGCUCUUUCGUCUGCGGACUAGUCCUGUUACGAGCCUUUAGCAUCUGGAAUAGGACUUUCUCCGUUGUACCUUUUCAUGAAGAAAAAGAAGACAUUGUUAUUUGACUUUCACGCAUGCGAUUAGACUACAGAGAAUACAAGCGCAUGUUUUACAACUUGACAUUUAUUUUCGGACGAUAUUCUACAGCCCGAUUGCAAAGAACUAAAACUAAAAAAAGAGUUUGGUGCUGAAUACAAAGUGAUACGGUGGUCCGAUGGCUCGCUCGCAUGACUAAUUAAUAGUCUAUCAGGACUCGGUCGCGCGCUGCCCAGUUGUUUGUGUUAUAAACUAUGGCGUUUAGGGCAAAAGCCUUGUACGACUUUAGUUCGGAAAAUCUAGGAGAGAUAUCGAUUACUGAGAACGAAGUUGUUACUUUAUACAGCGAACAAGACAUAGAGGGAUGGCUAGAGGGAACAAACAGCAGAGGGGAUACUGGUCUUUUUCCAGCCUCAUACGUGGAGAUUCUCAGAAAUGAAUCAUCUGACAUCUCGUCCAACAAUAAUGGCAUGUCGGCGGAUCAAGGUCAACCCGACUCCCCAUCAAGUGGUUAUGAUUCAUCAUACUAUUCCCAGUCCCACUCUCGUGCUGAGAACAUUAAAGAUCCGACCCACUCUGCUUAUCCUGUGCAAAUUCCCCAGCGCCAUGGUUACCAGACCAGUCAAGGUAGUGAUGAUGACUGGGAUGAUGACUGGGAUGACAGCUCUACUGUGGCGGCUGAGCCCGGAACUAAACAUGACAAUGAUGGAACUAGUUCCACAGCAUACACAGUGACUACUUCGUUGCCUGGGAGACGUGACAGUUCCCAAGCCAAAAGUUCAGCAACAAUAGGUAAAAACCUCAACAGGUUCUCAACCUUUGUGAAAUCUGGUGGAGAGGCUUUUGUAUUGGGAGAGGCGGCUGCCUUUGUCAAAGAUGGGGACAAGAUCUGUGUUGUCAUGGGGCAGUAUGGACCAGAGUGGCAGGAAGACCCAUACCCGUUUGCCUGCUCCAUCGAUGACCCCACCAAACAGACAAAAUUCAAAGGCAUGAAGAGUUACAUGUCAUACAGACUGACUCCAUCCCACACCCAGAGCCAGGUGAAUAGAAGAUACAAGCACUUUGACUGGCUCUACGCUCGACUUGUGGAACGCUUCCCUGUCAUCUCAGUUCCCCAUCUGCCUGAGAAACAGGCCACUGGGCGCUUUGAACAGGACUUUGUCUCCAAACGCAGAAAAGGUUUGAUAUGGUGGAUGAACCACAUGACGAGCCACCCUGUCCUGGCUAGAUGUGACGUGUUCCAGCACUUCCUCACCUGCCCCAGCACAGACGAGAAGACGUGGAAGAUGGGCAAGAGAAAGGCAGAGAAGGAUGAGUUGACUGGCGCUAACUUCUUCCUAACCAUCUCCACCCCGGCUGUUCCACUGGACCUACAGGAGGUAGAGAACAAGGUCGAUGGGUUUAAAGCCUUCACCAGGAAGAUGGAUGACAACUGCCUAGUGGUGAAUGCCACCAUCAACGAGUUCGCCCGGAAGCAGAUCACCGGGUUUAAGAAAGAGUAUCAGAAAGUGGGUCAGUCUUUCAAACUGUUGGGCCAAGCCUUUGAGAUGGACCAGCAGUCCUAUUCUGUAGGACUGAACCGUGCCAUAGCAUUCACAGGAGAGGCCUACGAGGCUAUAGGAGACUACUUUGCUGAGCAGCCCAGACAGGAUUUGGACCCCAUAUCGGAUCUGCUGGACCUGUACAAGGGACACCUGGCCAACUACCCUGAUAUCAUCCAUGUUCAGAAAGGUGCCCUUACCAAAGUGAAGGAGUGCCAGAAACAAGAAGGGGAGGGAUCAACCAUCAACGAGCGUUGUAACAUAAUUUCCUGCGCCACACUGGCUGAGAUCCAGCACUUUCACCGUACGCGCGUACGUGACUUCAAGAGCCAGAUGCAACACCACCUCCAGCAGCAAAUCAUCUUCUUCCAGAAGAUCACUGGGAAGCUAGAAGAGGCACUGCAGAAGUACGACGAGGAUAUCAUCUAAGGCCCUGGAGAGAGGAGCAUGGAUACAGAGGGAUAAAGAGAGGAGGAGGGGGGACUAAGGGAGAGGAGGGUGGAUACAGAGGAAUGAA
Oncorhynchus gorbuscha (pink salmon) is the source of this 2150-nucleotide messenger RNA. RefSeq names its product sorting nexin-18-like. Bases 347 to 2062 code for a protein of 571 amino acids. Gene Ontology annotation, biological process: endocytosis; mitotic cell cycle; protein transport. Lineage: Eukaryota; Metazoa; Chordata; Actinopteri; Salmoniformes; Salmonidae. The record is from RefSeq and is a predicted model, not a curated record. Gene Ontology annotation, cellular component: plasma membrane; cytoplasmic vesicle. The transcript is spliced from 2 exons. Gene Ontology annotation, molecular function: protein binding; phosphatidylinositol binding.